Messenger RNA from Desarmillaria tabescens, 956 nucleotides. RefSeq lists its product as uncharacterized. The transcript has 4 exons. Bases 295 to 777 code for a protein of 160 amino acids. The record is from RefSeq and is a predicted model, not a curated record. NCBI's taxonomy places the organism in Eukaryota, Fungi, Basidiomycota, Agaricomycetes, Agaricales, Physalacriaceae.
CGCAGAUGGCUUCGUGCAUUGCCUCCAAUUGAGAUGUGGGUGGUACUGAGGCCCAGUGGCAAGGUGGGGGACUGCUUCUACACUGAUCCACUAAUAUCCGGAUUUAUUUUGCUGUUCAAACUCAGCAACUUCCCGACAGCUUUGGAACGGAGUCCAUCUACGAAUUGUUGUACUGUCAGGUUCUUCUGUCGAGCAGGAAUUUCGCCGGAAUGAUGCAUACCUUUUCGUGAAGUGUUUCCUUAGUAACUGCUGCGCCGAGGUUACUGACGUUUGACUCUCCUUUUGCUGCUAGGCAUGCCAGGAGUAUGUGUGAACGGUCCGCGUCAAGCCCGACGGUACUCAUGGUGGAAAGGAAAAGGAGGGAAAAGGACGUCAACGAAGUUACACAGGCGUCCCCGACCUUCGUCUUGGAUUACGAAUAGCUUCCGAAUCGGAAGUGAACGUUUGAACAGCUGUAUUAAGGGUCAUCGCGGUACCUGUGGGUACCGGUGCUGGGUGCACGAGGCACUCGAAUAUGAAUGUGCGAAGUGUCGCAUUUUCAGUAGCUACGAGUGUCAAAUCUUCACUGCGCUUGCUUCAGUCGCCCUCUCGACUGGAAUCAUACUCUGUCUUCGAUCGGGGUGCAGCUUGGAGUUGCUUGUGUCUUCCCAAGCACAGGCGACCUACUGGCGGCCUUCUGUCAUUUAUGCGGCUGAGACUGUUCCUUGGCACAGUGGACUUCCUUGUCACCGCGGACGAAGAGGCAGGGAGAUAUGUAGAACGACUUUGUUGGAAUAGACUGGUAGGUUCUUGUAUGUUCAUUUAAUGCGCUUCUCGAUUCGUCUUAGCGAAGCCGCCCUUUCAUCUUCACUUUAUAAUUAGCUCAGGUUCUAUAAGUACAUCGAAAUUUGUGUUUCGGAAUGUUCCUUUUCCCUUUUUGAUACAUCUAUCAAAGUUUACGCAGGCGCAGCACCGAG